Molecule: messenger RNA, 977 nt
Organism: Durio zibethinus
Lineage: Eukaryota; Viridiplantae; Streptophyta; Magnoliopsida; Malvales; Malvaceae
Gene: AGL6
Product: AGAMOUS-like 6
Biological process (GO): positive regulation of transcription by RNA polymerase II
Cellular component (GO): nucleus
Molecular function (GO): RNA polymerase II transcription regulatory region sequence-specific DNA binding; DNA-binding transcription factor activity; protein dimerization activity
Source: RefSeq, a predicted model, not a curated record
AUGGGGAGAGGAAGAGUGGAGCUGAAGAGGAUAGAAAACAAGAUCAACAGACAGGUGACCUUCUCUAAGAGAAGAAAUGGUUUGCUCAAGAAAGCUUAUGAGCUUUCUGUGCUUUGUGAUGCUGAGGUUGCCCUUAUCAUCUUCUCUAGUCGUGGCAAGCUCUACGAGUUUGGCAGCUCAGGUAUGACCAAGACCCUUGAGCGAUACCAACGUUGCUGCUUUACUCCUCAAGACAACAGCCUUGAACGUGAAACGCAGAGUUGGUACCAAGAGGUAACCAAGUUAAAGGCAAAAUAUGAAGCACUGCAACGCACUCAAAGGCAUUUGCUUGGAGAAAAUCUUGGACCAUUGAAUGUGAAAGAGCUGCAAAACCUUGAGAAGCAGCUUGAAGGAGCUCUUGCACUGGCUAGACAAAGGAAGACACAGAUUAUGAUAGAACAAAUGGAAGACCUCCGCAAAAAGGAACGUCAGCUUGGAGACCUUAACAAACAGCUUAAAAUCAAGCUUGAGGAAGAAGGACAAAGCCUCAAAACAAUCCAGGGCUUAUGGAGUUCUGGUGCUGCAGCUGAAAAUAGCAACUUUCCUCUGCAUCCUUCUCACACCCACCCUAUGGAAUGUGAUCAUGAACCUGUUUUGGAAAUAGGGUACCAUCACUAUGUUCAAGCUGAAGGAUCUGCAGUCCCUAAAAGCAUGGCUGGUGAGACCAACUUCAUCCAUGGAUGGGUCAUUUAAGCCCUCUCUAAAUAAAAACAUAUAAAUAUAAUAUAUAUAUAUAUAUAUAUAUUGUGAUUUUGUCUCUUGUUUUUGUAUGGGGAUUUAUAAUGUUGCUAAUAUUUGUAUUUAUAAAUAGACGGAAAGUGUACAACAUAAAAAUGCUUGGAUCUUAAGAAGCAUUCCUCCUCUCCUGGGACAUGUGUGUGUGUGUGUGUGUGUGUGUGUAUAUAUAUAUAUAUACACACACACACCUUUUUACUGUU